Messenger RNA from Rotaria sp. Silwood1, 1581 nucleotides. The record is from the annotation of a GenBank genome assembly. Lineage: Eukaryota; Metazoa; Rotifera; Eurotatoria; Philodinida; Philodinidae.
AUGUUAAAAUAUUUAUCUCUUCCUCCUCAUCCAUUAUAUCAAGGAGGAAUCGAAAAAGAUUGUCACUUAUUUGAUAUUUGGAAAGAAAGAUUAAAUAAUUUAAUACCUUUAGAUUAUUAUUGGAUGCAACAUCAAAAUCGAGAUAAAUAUUGGCGUCAUGGAAGUAUAUGUGAAGAUUAUUCGAAGAUUUCAUGUCCAGUUUUAUUAAUUGGAGGAUUUUCGGAUCUUUAUAAUUCAUCUAUUUUUCGUUUAAUUAAUCAGUUGGAAUGUCCAAAACGAGCUAUUUUAGGUCCAUGGGGACAUCAAUGGCCAGAUGAUGCUUAUCCUGGACCACAAAUUGGUUUCUUACAAGAACUAGUUCAAUGGCUUGAUUAUUAUAUAAAAGGUAUUGAUAAUGGUUAUGGUAACAAACAAAUUUUAUCUGUAUUUCAAUUACAUCCCAAUAUUGAUGAACUACAUUCCAUUGUAAAAGAAAGAAAAGGAAAAUGGAUACAUUUUAAUUCACUUCCAUCUUAUCCAUAUGAACAUUUUCAAAGAAAUGAUCAUUUAAUUUAUAAAAAUCAACAAAUUGAUACAAAACAAAUUCAAUAUUAUUUAUCUUUUCAACUUUGUCAUUCUAUAUGGACGUCGUUUACGUAUAGAAUCUCUCCUCAAGAGACAGGUUUAUCAAGUGGAAAUUUACUUGGAUUGGGAUUUAUUGACAAACCUGAUCACCCAACAGAUCAACGAGAAGAUGAUGGAAGAUCAUUAUGUUUUGAGUCUCUUCCAUUACAUCAUGAUUAUGAAUUGUUUGGAUUUCCAUUUGUUAAACUUAAUUUAAGUUCGAAUAGUAAAAAUGGUUUAAUAUGUGUCCGUCUUUGUAUGAUUGAGGAAAAAAGUUCAUCAUCAAUUCUUAUUUCACGUGGAAUUCUUAAUUUAACACAUUAUAAAUCACAUGAACAUCCUCAACAACUAAAUGUUGAUGAAAUCUACAAUGUUGAAGUAACAUUAUCUGGUGUUUGCGUAUGCUUACCAACUGGUUGUCGUCUUCGUUUAUCUUUAUCAACAUCAUAUUGGCCAAUUGUAUGGCCUUCAUCACAAUUAUCAACAUUGACGAUUCAUUUUAAUGAAAUAUCACCAUGUAUUCUUACGUUACCUUGUUUAAAUGGCCAAUAUUUGACAAGUGAUGAUCUUGGUUUUCCUGAAAUUUGUCAAGGAAUUCCAAUAAAACAGUUACGAGAUAGUUCAAUCAAUCGUUUUAGAAUGUUAGAUGAAAUCAAUGAAUUAAUAACAUUAAAAAUUAAUGAAGAUGAUGGUUCUAUUGAGUAUCCUGAUGGUUUAAUAUGGGAUGAAACAUCAGAAAGUAUUUAUGAAAUUAAAAAAAAUGAUCCUCAAUCAGCAAGAAUAGAAAUAAAAAGAUAUAUAAAAUAUUAUUUUCAAGAUCAAUCAUCAAUUAAAGUUGAUAUACAAACAAAAUCCAUUAUGUUUAGUCAACAAUCACCAUCAACAUUUCAAAUAAUACAUCAAUUAAAUAUUCAUAAUAAGGAUCAAUUAUUUUUUAAGAAUGAUUGGAAUUUAACAUUUCCUAGAAUUUGCAACUAA